UCAAUGCGCGCGGAUCGCAAGCGCGUCGCGUCUAAACGUAAACGACUGCACACUAAAUCUUUUUUCGAUUUUUCAAACUGUUCGAAUUUUAAUAAACGCUCUAUGGAAUCUUGGGUUGACUGCAUUGUUUUUUAAAAGAGUGCCCGCCAAAAGUAAACUUUCGCAAAAGUUUGUUUAAAAAGUUUUUAUUUCUUUUUCAUAUUUAUUUUUCUGUUCGCAUUACAGUGAUUACAUUGUUAUUUAGGUUUUGUGGUUUUUGUUUUAGUGGUUGUUUUGGUUUACAUUUGAGUUUUAUGUUUAAAAAUUAAAGUUUUAGUCUGCGGUGUUAAUGUGAAGUGUUUGGAGUUAAACUUUUGUAAGAGUGGUUUAGUAAAUAGGAUGUUUAUAAAGUGACUUUGUAAAGUUAUUUGGCAGUAUGAAGCUCUUUUGGAAAGUUGUGUGUACCUUGCUACUUCUUGCACAAGCUGUUAUGGGGAAUUGGUGGAACCUAGCAGCGCCACCACCUCAGACGCAAGUCGGGAACACAUCGCUGGAAACCUUCACGACGUUACAUAAAGAGAACUGCCACAGGUUGGAGUUCUUAGUGGAGCGACAGAAACAGCUGUGUAUGCUCUCUGAUACUAUGAUAAAGGUCCUGCAGACUGGUGCGUUACAAGCUGUGGAAGAGUGUCAGUACCAGUUCCGACACAGCCGGUGGAAUUGCAGUACUGUGGAGAAUGCGACCGAUAUUUUUGGAGGCGUACUAAAGUUUAAAUCCCGUGAAUCAGCAUUCGUGCACGCACUGUCAGCAGCGGCAUUGGCGCAUGCAGUUGCGCGCGCUUGCAGUCGCGGUGAACUCAAUGAGUGCUCUUGUGACUCGCGCGUCAGAAAGCGCACACCUAGACAUUGGCAGUGGGGUGGAUGUUCUGAGGAUAUACGAUACGGAGAGAUGUUCAGUAAAGACUUCUCUGACUCCAAAGAAGAUAAGAAUACUGACGAAGGACUUGUCAACUUACAUAAUAAUGAGGCAGGGCGAAGGGCAGUCCGUGGUCGAAUGCAGCGCGUAUGCAAGUGCCACGGCAUGUCGGGCUCGUGCUCGGUGCGCGUGUGCUGGCGUCGCCUGCCGCAGCUGCGCAUGGUCGGCGACGCCUUGUCUACCAGAUACGAGGGAGCUUCGCAUGUUAAGGUGGUCGAACGCAAGAGAGGCAAGAAUAUAAGAAAGCUUAGGCCGAUGCACAUGGACAUGAAGAAACCCAACAAGACUGAUCUUGUUUACUUGGAAGAUUCACCUGAUUAUUGUGAACCUAAUGACGAACUUGGAAUCCUCGGUACCCGCGGGCGCACCUGCAACAGAACAUCAGCCGGCCUCGACGGCUGCCGGCUGCUGUGCUGCGGCCGCGGCUACCAGACACGAGUCAGAGACCACGAAGAGAAGUGCCGAUGCCGAUUCGUCUGGUGCUGCAAGGUCCACUGCGAAAUCUGUCGAUUUAAACGAGACCAUCAUGUCUGUAAUUAAUGAAGAAAUCGAAGUUGGUUGGUUUGUGAACUGAGGCCAGUUUUUAUAUUUCAGUUUUGGGCUGAAGUUAUUGUUUUAAUAGAUGGUUUACUUGAGUAUGAUGUAGAUUUGUUUAAUUUUGGUCAUGACACAAUUGUAGUGGUUGAUGAUAUGGGAAUGGAAAAGGUUUUUGAAGAAAUAUGACAUGCAAUUGAGUAAGAUGAUAAAAUUAGCAAUAAGAACUUUCCAAUAACAUUAUUUACUUUCUAACUAUCUGACAAGGCCUAAUUGAACACUUUGGUUUCAAAAGAUGAUGAAGCUAAUAGAAGCUAUUAUAUAUUUAAGAUGAUUACUAAACAAGUGACUUAACGAAGAAUAAUUUAUUUUAGCCAUAACACUUACCUUUUAAGAACCUAUUUUCUGAUAAUAUGGACGAAUAUUACCGAAACUUUUAUAUGACAUGCUUUUUGAUUGGUUUAUUGUAAUUUGGUGAUUUUUUUAACAUUUCGAUCUGAUUCUGCUUCAAUAUUGUAAUUGCAUUAAAAUAAUAUUUUAUGUCAAUCUUAUCUGUUGAAGUAUUUUUGUUUUUAUUUAAUUCGUCUUUUACAAAUUGUUUAUUAUAAAUCACUGACUGAUUAUUAAUUUUAAUUAGUAUUUUAGAUAACAUUUAAUUUUCUGAAGAUUAAGCUUUAAAAUUAUUUACAGUAUUACUAACUUAUUUUAUUUUUAACUGUACAAAGUUGUAUAUAGUGCUUUUGUUUAUAUUUUAAUAUUGAUAGAUAUAGAUUUGAGGCAUUUUCUUCUUAUUUAUGUGCCGAAUGUAAAUAUUAAUAUUUUUAUUGUGUAAAGUAUUACACAGAUUGAUUUUCUACCUCAUGAGGAAGAUGAUUUCGUUCAUGCCAUUAUAUAAUAUCGGUUAAUUAUUAUUUAAGGUUAGUAAGCGGUUCUAUGGAAGAUCACUGUGUAUUAGGUGUCACACAAUAUGUCAAAAUUGAAACUCGAAAGUUUAGUAACGAUGCUCAGUAUAUGGGCUUAGAGUAGUUCAUGGUUGCUAUCAAUAUAUCUUUUGUUUGAAUAACGAUUUCUUUCAGGACAUUUUUUGGACUUUAAUUAUCUUUCACUACGACCUUUCUUAAUACAAUUUUUCAAAGAGCUGCUUCCUAAAAAUCGUCAGUUGUAAAUAUCUUAACCAGUAAGUUAGUGUUAGUAACUUAUUGUAUUAGGAAUGUGAUAGCUUUAUUCCUUUAGUGUUAACAUUUUGUCUAAACCUUUGGUAUGUAACCGUCGCAUCUUACUUGUAAAUACUCUAUAGUGAUAUUACUUAUACAUGUAAUAAAAUCGUGUAACAUAUACAUCUGUAUUGUACGUGUUUAAUCUAAGGAAUCUGUUCUUUUCAAUGUUCUGAGACGUCUUUCAUUUUCACUGUCAGUAUUUUCGUUAAAAUCUAUUUGAUUUAUUUUUCUGGUUGCUCCUAUUAAUUGAUUGAGAGCUAAUUCGCUACUGUUACUUAUUACUAGAUUGCUAUUCGGUGCGGUAUCAUGCAUACAGUUAUUUUCCCAUUUAUAAUUGGUAAUGUUUAUUAUUGGAUAAUUCUGAACUUUUCAGAACAUUGAAAAAAAAAACGGAUAAAAAAUCAAAAUUUUACACUUGCCAACUUAAUGUUACGUCUCAAUUAUAAGAAUUCUAAAUCGUCUAUUUAUAACUUAGUGUUAAGUGAACUUUCUUGACUUGAACGUAUCACCAAUGAUAUUUUAGUACUUAAUCUGAAUAUAGAAAGGCAAGACGUUUGAUUGAUGACAGUUUGCGUCAAAAUGUAGAAUACUGUCCGUUGUUUGAAAGGGAUGCUUGUCUUCAAUUUUAGAGGUCCGUAUUUGUAAGGUAAACACACUACGUAGAUGCUACUUUUAAGAAAGUCAUAGGUCGAAUAAAGCGAUCCUAUUUUUAGAGUAAGAUAUUCAUGACAUCUUGUAACUUUUAGUAAUACGUAUUACGAGAAAAUGAUUAAUUUAAAUUUAUCAGUAUCAAAAUCAAGACACCUGUUUUUUCUUUCCUAAAGUGAUAUCUAGGUAUUGACAAAAGUCCACAUCAUGCUGUGUUGUUACCUUACAAAUAUAGAUUACCGUUAACAUAACAAAAAUGUGUUAAGCGGUCUACACACCAAAGUCGCUAACCCGGCGGCACGGAUCGCCGGCCCAACCCGCCGGCCUUAUUUUGUACAAUCAUGCCGCCGGCUUGAGCCCGCGCGGGCAAGCCGGCGGGGCAGCAUGCCGAUGCCGACGGCAUCGCUCUCCACUCACUCAGUCAGUUGCCCGCCGGCUUUCAUAGAGUAUUUGGCAAUUACUAGAACACCACAUGCCGCGGCUGUCGUACCGCCGGCAAAGUCGUUCGGCUUGGACAUUCUGAAGCCGCCGGGUCAGCGGCUUUGGUGUGUAGACCGAUUAAUGUACUAACAUCUUUUUCUACAGACAUUCUAGACUGUAAAUCUAUUUAAACGUCAAUAUUUAAAGUUCAGACUAUAUUUUAGUCAGAAAUGUGGUCUAACUUUAAAUAUAACAGUUUCGAGGUAAGACUUAGUAUUUACCAUUUUGGAUAUGGAAUAGUUACUAUUUGAUGUAAAUGGAAUAAAGUAAAUGUAUUAGAA
Molecule: messenger RNA, 4115 nt
Organism: Helicoverpa zea (corn earworm)
Lineage: Eukaryota; Metazoa; Arthropoda; Insecta; Lepidoptera; Noctuidae
Product: protein Wnt-1-like
Exons: 8
Coding region: 416-1495 (359 amino acids)
Biological process (GO): cell fate commitment; neuron differentiation; multicellular organism development
Cellular component (GO): extracellular region
Molecular function (GO): frizzled binding; cytokine activity
Source: RefSeq, a predicted model, not a curated record